Messenger RNA from Oryctolagus cuniculus (rabbit), 5436 nucleotides. The record is from RefSeq and is a predicted model, not a curated record. NCBI's taxonomy places the organism in Eukaryota, Metazoa, Chordata, Mammalia, Lagomorpha, Leporidae.
UAGGAACAGGUUUGUUGGGUCAGGGGGCCUCCCGGGUAGAGGUUAGCUGUGGGCUCAGAGGAAUGACACAGCACGUUGUGUGAGUUUGGCACAGUCGGAGCACACAGCAUGGGCAGGCUGCAGGGAUGGGGCUGGGAGGUGUGUGCAGGUCAAGCCAGGUGGCAUUGAGCAGGGAGGGGGUGAGGUCAGGCUCUACAGCACCUGAUCAGUGCCCCAAUCACCGCAUCCUGGCCCACAGACGGGGAGAGCGUUUCCCUUCCCCUGGGUGGUUCUGCUCCUUGUGAAGCAGUUAAUGGUGCUGCAGGGACAUGAACUUUCUCUGUUUUGCGUUGAACUUCAUUGCCUUAAGCUCACUUAUUCUCGCUCUACACCUGGGAUCUGGACAGGAGAGCCGUUCCUUCCUGCUGCUUCUGUCCCUGCAGCUCAUCCCUCUGGGCAUGGGCAGCUGUGCGCCAGGCUCCGUGUGAGGUCUGAGUGUGGUGGCCGUGCCUUUGGCUGGAGCAGGGGGCACAGGGGCGGGACUGUGAGCACGUGAGUGAUUCUGGAGGCUGGGGCGGUGGUCUCAUGUCAGGGGCCUGGAGCCAGGGCGGGCCACUUGCUCUGUCGUCACACUUAGUCAUUUCGAUUUCCUUUUCCCGACUCCUUCCAUAACCACGAAGUCCAUGGACUUGAAGCUCUUAAUGCCUCUCGUGUUGAGGUGCCCUUGUUUUUGUUGGCGUUUCCUCCUUCGUGUCUGUCACCCGUAUCUGCCUACUGGUAUUGCGUGUCUUGGUGACUGCGUUUGUGUACGGUAGCUGAAUGCUCCUCUGUGCCUUAGUGUGUGUGUAUCUGAGGAGAGAGGUGGAGGGAUUCCUUCUUAGCACCAGAAUAGUGUUGUUCCCCGGGACUGAGGAGUGUAGGAUAUUUGCAGGGCAUGUCCGAAGGAUCACAGUGGUUCGCAAACCUGACUGCCUGUGGCCGGCACUUGGACGGCUCGCAGAACCUCCAUCGUGGCUUCAUUGCAGGGGUUGCAAUUCUGUGGGCAUCUCCAAAGCGGGCCUGAUCCAAUGGAACCCAUGCCUGCUGGGUUGCAAUCCAGGUGUGAGAGGGAAGGCCUUUGCAUUCCAGGUCUUGCAAAUUCCACCGGAUUUUUCCCCCCUUAGUUUCAAGAAGGGUUGAUUCUAUUAAUAGAUCAAGUAAAGAUUUCUUUAAAUUUGACUUUUUAGUAUUGAUUUGGUUCUUUCCCCCCUCCCCACAAAUUAUUCCGCAAAACUGUAGUUUCUAAUUGAAAAUCAUGUUACGCAUUUGAUGUUCUAAUUCAAACUGUGUUUUAAUGAUAAACACUACUAAAAAAGGCCUUGAAAAAAAUGUUGCUUCCUUUCUCCCCAAUCAGUUGUUUAUCAUUGGCAGAAUUAUACAAUUAGUUAUAGAUUUUUUUAAAAGCAACAGCAUAUUUGUCUUAUUUCCAAGAAAUCAAAUUUAAUCCAGGGGCUCAGAGCUUAGUAAAAGCAAAAGAAAUUUAGGCCUGAGGGUAAUUUUGGGGGAAAGGAUUGGAAAUGGAAAGGCUUUGAAUAAAGUGCCUCAGGCCCAUAUAAAUGUGCCAGUAUUGUACCAGGAAUAUAGCAAACACGAUUAGUAAAUAACUUGUCUUUCUGUAAGAUUUGCAUACCACCAAAGUAUAUAACACUGCUAUUUUGUUCCCCGUUUAGUAGAUAAUUUCUCCCAUUUAAAAUAGUCAGGAAUUUUCGAGAGCGACCCUUAAUCUACUGAUGCUCGGUGUGUGCAUACUGGGCUCCCUCCAUCCGGGGACUUUUGAUCCUGGCACAACCCAUAUGGGCAGCCCAUUACCAGAUGUAUGCCCAUCCUUCCAGAUGCUGGCCGGUGCCAGGUGCUGUGCUGGUUUUCACUCUAAGGCUGUUCCAUGGAGCAGACAUUGUGGGUGGUGGUACCUGGGGGCCCAGAGUGUUGCUUUGCUCCUGCAGCAGUUCCUGGGAGGGGCAGAGACGUAUGGAAGCUGCAGGUGGAAAUCUCAGAUCUUCAAGAAAUCGCAUGUCUUCGCUUUCUAGGUAUCAGCAAAAUUUUUGUUUGUUUUUUAGAUUUUCUUAUUUGAAAGGAAGAGUUAUGGGGUGAGAGGUUGGGGGAGAUAUCUUCCAUAUCUUUCAUCCACUUGUUCACUCCUUAAAUGGCUGCAAUGGCUGGAGCUGGGCCAAGCUGAAGCCAGGAGCCAGGAGCUUCUUCUAGGUCUCCCACAUGGGUGCAGGGGCCCAAGCUCUUGGGUAAUCUUCCACUGCUUUCCCAGGCACAUUAAUAGAGAGCUGGAUCAGAAGUGGAGUAACUGGGACAUGAACUCUCACCCAUAUGGGAUGCCGGCACUGCAGGCCACAGCUUAACCCAUUGUGCCUUAGCACCGACCCCUCAACAAAGUUUUUAAAAUUUCAAUCCUGAGCUUCUACCCCAGCAGGCUGGUAGGAAAUUCAUCCUGGGUCAUUUUUGGCCCACCCUGGCUUGGCUGGAGGCCCAAGGACUUACACAGAAUCUGGACUGUGGUGCUCAAUACCCAGUAGAUGACGGGACUGCCCACGGCCCAGCUCACGAGUGCUGCCCUAGCAGGUGCAGCUGGGGUCUCAGUUCUGGGGGAUUCUCCUGGAGUCAGCCCUUUCUCCUUCCUUCUUAUUCCUGUACAUGGCCUGGGGUUUUCGGAAACAAAUCUUAGAAACCGCUGCUCAAAUCCAGGAACCUGGCCCUUUCCAGGGCUGUUCGUCUGUUGGUAGUGUUAACAGUGCCAACUUCCACUCAUCAAAGGUCAUUCGGGGCAGAAGCAGCCGCCGGUGUCUGAUGCCGGAGCAAGGAGUUCUUCCCAGCCCAAUGUUCCUGGCUUUGAUUCUCCUCCUUGGCCUGCACCCCACAUCCACAUCGCCCCCUCCCUCAAUUUCCCAAGGGGUCUGCUCAGGCUCCCAGAGCCAGUUUUGAAGGCGCGUGCCCUUGUUUGAUUGCUGGUGUUCAUGGUUUUGUGGCCUUUCCGGAGCAUCUCAGCAUCCUUGGCACAUUUUUGGAGAAUAAUCUGCAUUAGAAAGCCGGGAUGCAGCCCCAGCGCCUCUCUCACUGGGGAACCUGAACCCUGCGGUGGCUUUUGUACACCCAGCCCCUAGAGCCUGAGUGACAGUGCCGCCAUCUGUGUGGAGCAGUGGGUCUGGCCGUGCCCCGUGCCCUCCGCAGCUGGCUGUGGGCUCUUCCCACUGGCUGGAGUUGCCCCAAGCUGGGUGGCAAGCAUCCUUCUCGCGUGGCCCGCAGGGAUGCUCGCUGUGCCUGGAGUCAGGUCACAGAGUCGGGUCCUCUGCCUGGAGCUCCCAGGCAUGUUUUCCUGGAGCAUUUCUUACAAACACUGCAGCCGGGGGAUGCCUUUCUGUCUGGAGCUGACUGGGACCCCUCUUCUCCUGCCACAGCCUUCUGUGCAAUGGGAACUGCAGGGCCCGUCUCCCACCUGCCAGCCUGCAGCCUCAGCUGUUCCGGGUUGGCUUAGAGCAUCUCCGAGGAAGACGCCUUCAGAUGGUGACUGGGAUGACCUGUGGGACCAGUUUGAUGAACGGCGGUACCUGAAUGCCAAAAAGUGGCGCGUUGGUGACGACCCCUAUAAGCUGCAUGCUUUCAACCAGCGGGAGAGCGAGCGGAUCCCCAGCAACCGUGUUGUCCCGGACACUCGCCAUAACAGAUGCGCACUGCUGGUGUAUUGCAAGGACCUCCCACCCACCAGCAUCAUCAUCACCUUUCACAACGAGGCCCGCUCCACCCUGCUCAGGACCGUCCGCAGCAUAUUGAACCGCACCCCUAUGCACCUGAUCCAGGAGAUCAUUCUAGUGGAUGACUUCAGCAGUGACCCUGAUGACUGCAACCAGCUCAUCAAGUUGCCCAAGGUGAAAUGCUUACGCAACAAUGAGCGGCAAGGUCUGGUCCGGUCCCGGAUCCGGGGCGCUGAUAUCGCCCAGGGUGCCACCCUGACUUUCCUGGACAGCCACUGUGAGGUGAACAAGGACUGGCUCCAGCCCCUGUUGCACAGGGUCAAAGAGGACUACACGCGGGUGGUGUGCCCCGUGAUCGACAUCAUCAACCUGGACACCUUCAACUACAUCGAGUCGGCCUCGGAGCUCAGAGGCGGAUUUGACUGGAGCCUCCACUUCCACUGGGAGCAGCUGUCCCCAGAGCAGAAGGCGCGGCGCCUGGACCCCACUGAGCCCAUUCGGACCCCGGUCAUAGCUGGAGGGCUCUUUGUGAUCGACAAAGCCUGGUUCGAUUACCUGGGGAAGUACGACACAGACAUGGACAUCUGGGGUGGUGAGAACUUCGAAAUCUCCUUCCGAGUGUGGAUGUGCAGGGGCAGCCUGGAGAUCAUCCCGUGCAGCCGAGUGGGGCAUGUCUUCCGGAAGAAGCACCCGUAUGCGUUCCCCAAUGGAAACACCAACACGUACAUAAAGAACACCAAGCGGACGGCGGAAGUGUGGAUGGAUGACUACAAACAGUACUACUAUGCCGCCCGGCCCUUCGCCCUGGAGAGGCCCUUUGGCAACAUACGGAGCAGAGUGAUGCUGAGGGCCAAUCUGCAAUGCCAGGACUUCAAGUGGUACCUGGAGAACGUCUACCCGGAGCUCAGGAUCCCCAAGGAUUCCUCCAUCCUGAAGGGCAGCAUCCGGCAGAGGCACAAGUGCUUGGCGUCUCAGAAGCAGAACAACCAAGGGAGCCCAAACUUGAAGCUGAGGCCCUGUGUCAAGUUCAAAGGCGAGGAAAGCAAGGCCCAGGUCUGGGCCUUUACCUACACACAGCAGAUCAUCCAGGAGGAGCUGUGCCUGUCAGUCGUCACUCUGUUCCCUGGCGCCCCUGUAAUCCUUGCCGUUUGCAAGAAUGGGGAUGAGAAACAGCAAUGGACCAAGUCAGGCUCCCACAUCGAGCACAUGGCGUCUCACCUCUGCCUCGACACGGACAUGUUUGGGGACAGCACGGAGGCCGGCACAGAGGUUGUCAUCAACCCGUGUGAGUCUUCACUCAUGAGCCAGCACUGGGACAUAGUGAGCUCUUGAGCUCCCUUGCCUGGGGCCAGCGUGGCCUGUGAGGUUGGCACUUUCCCCCGGCCACAGCAAACUGGAAACCAGGCUGCAGGCAGCCCCUGACUGCUGCCCACGCCCUGGACUGGGAGGCGGAGGCAGAGCCCCCCAGGACAGGUGCGGCUGUCUCAGGGAGGAUGGAGGAGGAGCUCGGAGGCCAGGGGGCUCCAAGACAAUCUCACACAUUCCCGGGGGCACGGAGUUCCUGGCCCCGUGUUCCUCUGCCUGGUCCCUGGAGACGGAUGCAAUGGGAAGUGUUCAUGGCUCCCUUUCUUCCAAAAGAGAGAAAGCCUUCCCUGUCACCAGGCAAGGACUGGGCUGGAGGUUGUUUUCAAAACAAAUAAAGUUACUUUUCGAAGUUGUC